Messenger RNA from Phacochoerus africanus (Common warthog), 3158 nucleotides. It is a transcript of the gene TRIM34, whose product is annotated as tripartite motif containing 34. NCBI's taxonomy places the organism in Eukaryota, Metazoa, Chordata, Mammalia, Artiodactyla, Suidae. The record is from RefSeq and is a predicted model, not a curated record. The coding region runs from base 608 to 1819 and encodes 403 amino acids. Gene Ontology annotation, molecular function: protein binding; zinc ion binding. The transcript is spliced from 9 exons.
CUCCUCCAGGGGCCCCAAAGGGCGGCUGCCUGCCCGCUUGGCCCAGAGCGCCCUCCCCUUUCCGGCCAGGCCAAGAUUUCACUUUCAUUUCUCAGCCAGCUCCUGGGAGGAGCUGCUUCCUGCAGACGGAGCCCUGCUGGCGUUUCCAGUAUCACACCUCCAGAAACUAGGAGAAGACUCAAGUGUGGCAUAUAUUCAUCUGACACCAUGGUGGCCGUCUGACCCCGGAGUCCUGUCGUGCAGAUGCUACGUGAUCUCUUCUGACUUCUGUUGGACUCCCGGCUCACUGUUGGGAAUUGGUUGGGUCCUUGUGCAGGAAUCUUUAAGCAAGACGAGCCUCAGUGGUUUGGACAGGAAGAAGUGAGGGAGCAGCUGCUACGGCUUCACACAUCCUGUGAUCACACAGAAGUGGGUGAGCUGUUCCGUCUGCCGGGAGCUUUCGACAGAACCCCUCCGUCUAGGCUGUGGCCACGGCUUCUGCCCCGCCUGCAUCUCUGACAGCAAGGAGGCGUGUGGCUGUCCCGUGUGUGGUGUCAGCUACUCCCUGGGGAACCUGUGACCAAAGCAGCGUCUGCCCAGCAUCGUGGAGCGUCCCCCAGAGGUCGGGAUGAGCCCAGAGGACGGGUGGAAGGAAGAUCUCUGUCGGAAGCAUGGGAUGAAACUCCUCCUCUUGUGCAGAGAAGACCGGGAGGUCUUUUGUCUGUGUUGUGAAAAGACUCAGGAGCACCGUGAUCACCACCUGUGCCUCAUACGGGAUGCGGUCAAGGAGUGUCAGGAGAUGCUGCAGGCGGCGCUGAGGAGGCUGCAGAAGGAGCAGCAGGAAGCAGAGGAGCUGGAAGCUGACAUCAGAGAGCAGAGAACUUCCUGCAAGUAUCAGAUGCAGACAGAGAGACAAAGGAUUCGAAGCGAAUUUAAUCAGCUGAGAUGCAUCCUGGACUGUGAGGAGCAGAGAGAACUGCAGAAAUUGGAGGAAGAGGAAAGGAAGACCCUGGAUAACUUGGCUGCAGCCGAGGCUGAGCUGGUCCAGCAGAGCUGGCUGCUGAAAGAUCUCAUCUCGGACCUAGAAUGUCGCAGGGAAUGGCCCACACAGGCGCUGCUGCAGGACACGAGUGGAACCAUGAAAUGGGGUGAGGUCUGGACACUGAGGAAGCCAAAACUUGUUUCCAAGAAACUGAGGCGCGUCUUUCGUGCUCCGGAUCUGGGUGCCAUGCUGCAGGCGCAGAGAGAGCUAACCCACGUCCAGUGCUACUGGGAGGACAUCACGUUGGAUCCAUUCAACCUAAACUUGAAUCUUGUCCUUUCCGAAGAUCAGAGACAAGUGAUAUCUGUGCCGAUAUGGCCUGUUAAGUGCUACAAUUACGGUGUCUUGGGCUCCCAGUGUUUCUCCUCGGGGAAGCACUACUGGGAAGUAGAUGUGUCCAAGAAGACGGCUUGGGUGCUGGGGGUGUACUGCAGAGCUCACUCCUGUAACACAGAGCUGGCUCUCGGACGAGGCACAGAGCAUCAGAAUGCUCACGCCAUAUACAGACCUCAGUGUGGCUACUGGGUUAUAGGGGUAAAGAAUGCGUUUAAGUACAAAGCCUUCGAGGACGCUUCCACCUGUGAUCUCAACGUCUUGACUCUUCCCGGGGCUGUUCCUCCUCUUCGGGUCGGGGUUUUCCUAGACUGUGAAGCAGGUACUGUCUCUUUUUUCAAUGUUACAAACUAUGGGUCACUUAUCUACAGGUUCUCUAAAUGUAGCUUUUCUCAGAAUGUCUAUCCGUAUUUCAAUCCUUGGAACUGUCCAGCUCCGAUGACUGUGUGCCCAUCAAGUUCCUGAAACUUCCUAAUCCUUCACUGCUUGCUUGCUUGCUUGCUUGCUUUCUUUCUUUCUUUCUUUCUUUCUUUCUUUCUUUCUUUCUUUCUUUCCUUCUUUCUUUCUUUUUUAGCUAUAUCCACAGCAUACAGAGGUUCCCAAGCCAGGGAUAGGCUCAAAUCCACGUCACACCUGAGCCUCUGCAGUUACAGUGCCAGGUCCUUAACCCCCUGAGCCACAUGGGAGCUCCCCCUCAGCCAGUUCUUAUAGAGACUCUUGUCUUGGGUUUCAUCUUCUCUACCUGAGCUCUUCUGCCCCAUUCUCAUCAUCAUUCACACCAUCGUUCACACCCUCUCUUUCUUCUCACCUCCCUGCUGUGCUUUUGAAUUUUUUGGCUGCGCCUGUGGCAUACGGAAGUUUCUGGGCCAGGGCUCGAACCCACCCCACAGCAGUAACCAGAGCCACAUGUGACAACACUGGAUCUUUUUUUUUGUUUGUUCUCUUUUUAGGGCCGCCCUUGUGGCAUAUGGAGGUUCCCAGGCUAAGGGGUCGCAUCAGAACUGCAACCACUGGCCCACACCACAGCCACAGCAAUGCAGGAUCUCAGCUGCGCCUGUGACCUGCAGCACAUCUCAUGGCAGUGCUGGAUCCUGAAUCCACUGAGCAAGGCCAGGGAUCAGCCCUGCAGCCUCAUGGAUCCUAGUUGGGUUCAUUACCACUGAGCCACAGUGGGAACUCCCACACUGGAUCUUUAACUCACUGAGCCACCAGGGAACCCUCCCAGUACGCUUUAGAACUUGUGCUCAUGCUUCGGAUGUACAGCGCAUCUGGUUUGAGUUAGCGGAGAUUCUUAUGUACCCAUUGACCCUGUUUGGUUUUUCUCAAGGAAGGACGUUCAGUCUUUCCGAAAGACAGAGCGGGACCAGUAGAAUGUCCUUGCCCUCCCGCUUGUCCAUAUUGCCUCUUUUUAUCACUGACCCGAGGAGCCGUGGCACGGCCUGUCUGCCACCGUCUGUGUGUUCAAGACAGUCUGCGAUCCCCCAUCCAACCAGGAGGUCUUUGAGUGAGUGUUUGUGGCUCAGGACAACCAGGUUCCUCAAAGGGUCACAGAGAGGAAAACCCACACGACACACGUACCAGAGUCAGGAGUUUAUGUCUAGGGUGUUUGAUGUCUAAUCCUGUCUGUUCCUACACAAGGUGCGUCACGAUGCAUAAACGCUGGGUUUCUUUGUCCUUAAAUACAAACUGGGGUUUAAAACUGUACCUGCCUCUCAAGAUCCUUGUGUAAAAUGAAAUGUCUCUCAAUAUAAAGCAACUGUUUAAGGGUCCCGUCCAAUUUAAUAAAGAUUUGCUCUCGCGAUUA